Molecule: messenger RNA, 2267 nt
Organism: Choloepus didactylus (southern two-toed sloth)
Lineage: Eukaryota; Metazoa; Chordata; Mammalia; Pilosa; Megalonychidae
Product: two pore calcium channel protein 2-like
Biological process (GO): transmembrane transport; monoatomic ion transport
Cellular component (GO): membrane
Molecular function (GO): monoatomic ion channel activity
Source: RefSeq, a predicted model, not a curated record
UAUAACCACUGGACAAUGCGAGCAGCCAUAUACUUCUUUAUUUUUCUAGACCUUUCUCUUGCCCUGUUUGAGGAGCCUGUGCUGUUUCCACUCCCUUUCCUGGCCACUGCCAUCGCCGAAGUUCUCUGCCUGCUGGCUUUCUUUGGGAGACCCGUACAUUAUGCCAAAGUCACUCCUCAGAUGGUUUUCUGGAAGGACACGAAAAACAUCUGCAUCAUGGUGACCAUUGCGCUGACCUUGGUGGACCUGGUCAUCCACAGGUCCUUGGCCACCACCGGUGUCCGCAGCAUCCGAUGGUCCAGAGCCCUGAGGCCCGUCUUCCUGAUUAACUUCCCUGACAGCCGUCAGAUCCGGAGAGCUCUCCGAAGCAUCCGGAACGCCCUGCCUGACAUCCUGUGCGUCUUUCUCCUGUUUGUGUUCAGUGUGCUGGUGUUCUCCCUCGUGGCCUGGAAGCUCUUUGGGGGCAGGGGUCUGAAGACGUUGGAAGGAUCCCCCUACUUCACGAGCAUCCUGGAGAUAGCCUUUGAGCUCUACGUGCUGGUGGCCACUGCCAACAGCCCUGACGUCAUGAUGCCCGCAUACAACGCCAGCCGCUGGUAUCUCUACUUCAUCACCUAUGUCAGCGUCAACACCUACAUCUUCAUGUCUGUCUUCCUGGCUGUCGUCUACAACAGUUACAGGAAGCACUUGAAGAAUGAGAUUCGCAAGCUGGCCUACCUGAAACGUCACAAGAUGAUGGCGGCUUUCAACAUCCCGAAGGUCCAGGUGGGUGCGGAGUUCGUGGUGCCGGAGGCGACGUGGAGGCGGCUGGUGAGGGCCGUGGCACCGCACCUGCGCGGGCCCCACCUGGAGCUGCUGCUGAGGACGUGCGAGGACGGCCGGAAGGGGCACGUGGACAAAACGAACUUUCUGCGCCUGGCGGACCUUCUCAACGUCCAGGUGGUGACCGCCAGCCUCAGGCAGCACCCGCUGGGAGCCUGGGCGCCGCGUGUGUACACGUCCCCAGCGAGCCGCCUCCUGCGAAGGGCCGUGCGGCGCAGGGCUUUUGUCUGGAUUUUCGACGUCGUCAUUCUGGUCAAUGCCGUGUUCAUCGCCCUGGAUGAGAGAGACCCCCUCGUUUCCCACGCGGAGUGGCUCUUCCUUUCUCUCUACGUGAUUGAGGUUCUCCUGAAACUGUACACGUACGAGCCCAGAGCCUACUUUGGAAGGAAGCGGUUCUGGAACUGGUUCGACGCGCUGAUCAUCGCUGUAGCCCUGGUGGCCAGUGUGGCCGACGCCACCCUGCAGUCCGGUCACGCGUACGACAGCCAGCGGAUCCUGGAUGUCGUCCUGAUCCUGAGGCUACUCCGGCUCCUGAGGGUCGUGGUCAGCAUCGAGAGGUUCCGGGUGAUCGUCAACACCUUGAUCAACAUCGGCCCCGCGAUGCUGACCUUCGGCGGCCCGGUCCUGGUGGUCUACUACGUGUUUGCCAUCAUCGGGAUGGAGCUGUUCCACGGCAAAGUCCGGUUCUGGGGCCUGAACGUCACCACGCCCGAGGCCCUGGCGUGCGGGAACCCUGCGCUGAGGGGCUCGGCGUUUGCCCGGGACGGGUACUGCGGGAACAACUUCAGCGACCUCGCCUCGGCCCUCGUCGUGCUGAUGGAGCUCACGGUGGUCAACCAGUGGCAUGUCCUGGCAGGUGGUUUUGCCCUGGUGACCCACGAGGCGGCAAAGCUGUACUUCGUGGCCUUCCACGUCGUGGUCGUCAUCCUCGUUGUGAAUAUUUUCGUAGCGUUCAUCUUGGAGGCAUUUUUCGUGGCAUAUUCACUAGAUAAAAGCGAAGUGGAGACUGCUAUCGAGAAGAAGAUCCAAGAGCUCGGCGUGGGGGUCCGAGAGGAGGACGUGCAGGACGGGGCGCGCGGGGACGCUGACCCCAGGGAUGCCGGCUCCGGUGGGGAUGACGGCGACAAGAGGAAGGCCUUCAAAGGGCUGUGCUUCAGGAUGGCCUCGAAAAAGUACAGGACCGUGGACACGUGGCUACAGCGGAUGUUUGAGUCUGAAAUCGCUCCUGAGGACGAAGGCCCUUCCCUGGAUGAGAUCCUGAACUUCUCGCCCAGCAACAUGUAUCUGAAGAACCCCAACUUUGAAAACAGCGCCUGAGACGGAGCUGGAGGCCGAGACAGGCUGCCGAGGCCUGUCAGCGUCUGCACCCCGGGGGCGCUCUCCAGCCGGGCCCCUGCUGAGCCCUUGCUCGCCGGGACGCCCCUGCCUUGCUGGGGGUCGGGGGG